UCUGCAAGUAGAAUAAAAAUGCAUUCGCUCGUCCUAUCGUCGGUGGGCCGAACAGUGUCGCCCUGUACGUGCACCUCAUUCCUUAACCAACGUGUUGCCAAUAAUAUCGUUAAAACAUUGACUAAUUACAAUAAAUCAGUCAAGAAGUGUCAAUGCCCAGAGGUUACAGCAAAACAAGUUGAUUUUAAUAAUUAUUGUAAAAGAUAUUUGGCGGUUAGUCGGUUUGUGUCAUCGUCGAGAAGUUUGAGAAAUAGAAAAAUGCCGGAGACAGCAUCAUCUCAUCGUAUGAAUGGAUACGCCAAUGGUCAUACACCCCCUGAACUCCAACAGGCAGCAACAUUUUUAUUCACAUCGGAGUCCGUUGGGGAGGGACAUCCAGACAAAAUGUGCGAUCAGAUAAGUGAUGCCAUUCUGGAUGCCCACUUGGAACAGGAUCCAGAGGCUAAAGUCGCUUGUGAAACCGUUACCAAAACUGGUAUGAUCCUCCUGUGCGGUGAAAUUACCUCAAAAGCAGUGGUGGAUUAUCAAAAAAUCGUCAGAGACACAGUUAAUCACAUUGGUUACGACGAUUCCUCGAAAGGUUUUGACUACAAACUUUGCAGUGUGCUUAUGGCUAUCGAUGCACAAUCCCCAAAUAUCGCGGCUGGGGUGCAUCAGAAUCGUAGUGACGAAGAAGUCGGUGCAGGCGAUCAGGGGUUAAUGUUCGGUUAUGCAACCGAUGAAACGGAUGAGUGCAUGCCACUGACGGUUGUAUUGGCACACAAACUCAAUCAAAAAAUUGCAGAACUGAGACGAAGCGGCGAAUUAUGGUGGGCAAGACCAGACUCCAAGACACAAGUCACAUGCGAGUAUAUGAUGGACCAGGGGGCCUGCGUACCGGUUCGUGUACACACUGUUGUUGUAUCACUUCAACACAGUGAAAAAAUCACACUUGACGAAUUACGUAGAGCUGUUAUGGACAAAGUCAUCAAGGAAGUCAUACCUGCCAAGUACCUUGAUGAAAAGACCAUUUUUCAUGUCAAUCCGUGUGGGCUUUUCAUCAUUGGUGGGCCACAGAGUGACGCUGGAUUGACCGGAAGAAAGAUAAUCGUUGACACCUAUGGGGGCUGGGGUGCACAUGGUGGUGGUGCAUUCUCCGGAAAAGACUUCACCAAAGUCGACAGAUCGGCGGCUUAUGCAGCAAGAUGGGUUGCCAAGUCACUGGUAAAGGCUGGUCUCUGCAGACGCUGCCUCGUGCAGGUUUCAUAUGCCAUUGGAGUUGCUGAACCACUAUCCAUUACAGUCUUUGAUUAUGGAACAUCGAAGCUCCCACAGGAAAAACUUUUGGGUAUUGUUAACAAAAACUUCGACCUGCGCCCUGGGAAAAUAGUGAAAGAAUUGGAUCUUCGACGACCCAUCUACCAACAGACUAGUACAUACGGUCACUUUGGACGAGAUGGUUUCACCUGGGAACAGCCGAAGCAGCUCAUCCUCGAUUGAUGAGAGGAUCUCCAUUAAGUCAAAUGAAGAAAGAAAAGAAUGAACGAGGAACACUUAUCGAUCCAUCAUCUUAAAUGUUAUAUAAUUAAUUCAGGGCCCCUCCCCUACCGACGAAUAUGUUGUCAGAAAAUCAUUUUUAGGAGUAUUCCUCAACCCACCCACAAUGACACGAGACAUGCGCAUUAUUUGGUUGAGGAAACAUUCGGGUUAAUUCAGAUUAUAAUUAUGCAUCUGGUGUGAAAUUUAGUGAAUCAUUGCGAGACGAUGCUGUAGUUGAUUGUUUUUACAUUCAUCUUGGGCAAUUAUUUAAAUAAACUAUAACUAUUUUGAAUUCACUUGUGACUCCCCGAAUACAGAUUUAACUGAUUUCUGCCUUAUCAUUGAUUAUGACGAUCCCCUUGAUGUUGGAAACCGAAGCAAAGCUCAAAAAUUUGCACAGAUAAUGAGAUAUAAUCGUUUGAUUUGGUGCUUUUUUUUCUCUCCUUCAUCUCCAAUUAACUGAUAUACAAUCAAUUUUAAGUAUGAUGUAAGUUUGUGUAUAUAAAAUACCGUGAAAUUGUCUCUUGUUACUGUAGAUGAAAAAUAUGAAUGGAUACAAGGUACAAAACCAGUGAGAGCAUUGGAAUUAUUAUGUGCGAAUUUACGAUGUAAAAGAGGAAUUUUUUUUUUUCUCUUUAGUGAGAGGAAUAUUAAACCAUUGGACCUGAUUAUUGUUUUGUGUCUACGAGCAUGAAUAAAGGAAGAAUAACUCCAUUUACUCUGAAA
Diachasmimorpha longicaudata is the source of this 2244-nucleotide messenger RNA. RefSeq names its product S-adenosylmethionine synthase (gene Sam-S). The record is from RefSeq and is a predicted model, not a curated record. The coding region runs from base 19 to 1479 and encodes 486 amino acids. Gene Ontology annotation, cellular component: cytosol. Gene Ontology annotation, molecular function: methionine adenosyltransferase activity; ATP binding. Gene Ontology annotation, biological process: S-adenosylmethionine biosynthetic process. NCBI's taxonomy places the organism in Eukaryota, Metazoa, Arthropoda, Insecta, Hymenoptera, Braconidae. The transcript is spliced from 9 exons.